CUUCCUUCCCCACCCUCAUCACCCUCCACCGCCGCCAUGCCCUCGGACGUCGUCGGGCGGUCGCAGGCGCCGCCGCCGCUCGUGACCGUCUCGUGCGCGCUCGUCUCCUACAUCCACACCGUCUGCGGCUUCCUGGCCUUCGGCGGCGCGCUUGCUGUCGCGCUGAGCCUCCACUACGAGCUCGUCGUCAAGAAUGGCAUUGCGCGCUACCCCGACGAGUGGUGGCCCUCAGUCAGCGCCACCAUCGGCGACUGGUAUCCGGAGCGCAAUGUCUUCCAGAUCGGCAUUGCACUCAUGUCCGGGCCGCGCUUCCUGCUCGUGAUGCUCUCGUCGUUGCUCGUGUCGCUGUCGAAGCCAACGUCGUCGCACGCGCGCAUCCUGCUCUUCAUCGGCGUCCUGCGUACCUUGUCGUGUGCCGGCUGGGUCUACAUCACGAGCACCGACGACCACGAUGUGCACGACAUCGCCAUGAUCCUGUACCUCGUCUGCACGCCCGCGUGGAUGUACAUCUCCAGCGGCUCGCUCGCGUCGGCCGGCGGCGACAGCGCUCGCGAGGCUCUGGCCGACAAGGCGCGCCGCAUGCGUCGCCGCGCGGCCGUCGGCUUCUGGAGCAUGAUCCCGCCGAUGGUCUUCUUCUUCUACCGGCACAAGGUGCUGCGCAUCCCCGGUGCAUACACCAUCUAUUCGUUCUUCGAGUGGGGCCUGAUCAUCUUCGACCUGCUCUUCGACUUCGCCUCGGUGUACGACCUCUCGCGCCUCGAGAUCCACAUUGUGGAGGCACCGCGGCCCGCUGGCCCGGCGGGCUCUGCCUCUGCUGCGCACAGCUCGGCAGGGCUCUUUGGUGGUGCCUGGCUUGGCGGCGGCACCGCAGCUGCGGUGAAGGCGGGUGCGUGGAGCACGCCGCCGUCCCUGUCCCUGGGCGCGAAGGAGUCUUCAUCCGGCAAGCUGGCGGCCGAGGCGGCGCCGCUGGACGAAGGCUUCAAGGGCCAUGCUGCAGUCUCCGAGGCUGAGCCAUUGCGUGACGCUGCCUCGUUCGCAGCUGAUGUCUACCUCGGUUUCUGCUUCUGGUCCACGCUCACUGCGCUGCACCCGGCAAUCUUCUUCUUCUCGGUCUACAACAUGGGCAUCGGUGGCCACGAGGCUCUGCUUGUGGCUCAGGUGCUCGGACUCGCUCUCACGAUGGUGCCCGCCAUCCGCAAGACGCUGCUGAAUGAGCGGCAGGGCAUCGCCAGCGUCGGCCCUCGCAGCCGGAGCGUCGAUGCAGUGCUGCACGUCCUCUCGCUCUCCGGACUGACGGUCUGGUGGAUCCAAGAUCCGCUCGUGCGCCUGCUCGCCACGGCAGUCGGCGCUGUGGGCUUUGCCAUCCAGACAGCGCUUGAGUGGGGUCGGGCCUGGGAGACGGACGACCUGCAGCGGACUUCGACAGCCUGGAUCCUCGGACUGCUGCUGUCGAGCCUGGCAAAGUACGCGAACCACAGCAACAACCCGGUCUGGCCCUUCCUACACGCCGGCAACGGAGGCCACAACGUCGUCGGCCUCGUGCUCGCAGUCGCUGCCACAGCAGAGCGGAUCAGCCGGCCGCAGCAGCAGGCUGCGGCUGGGCGCUCCGCGCGGCGAGCCGAGUCUUGGUCUUCGGCAUUCACGGCCGCUGCUGGCAUGGGUGCACUCAUCUACGCCCUGCAUACGUUCCUGAGCGACUCCGGCACCAUGAUUGCGUGGACAUGGACCGGAUGGCCUGUCAAGGGUCCGAUGGCUAUCCCGCACGGCGUAAUCAUCCUCGCUGCAUCAGGCAUCUCGCUGCUCGCGUCGUUGGCUAUCCCGGGACUCGGCGUCAACCCGCUCUUCUUCGCUGCUGGCUCGGGCGUCAGCUUCGUGCUUCUGCGCUUCGAGGACUGGACCGGCUUCUACGGCGCGCUGGGCGUUGCUGCCUUCCUGCCGCCGCUGGCUGGGCCUAUCAUCAGCGCCACCAUGCGCCAUCACCCGCUGCGCAUCAUGAUCGGCGCUUGGCUUGUCGCCGAUCUGCUCACCUUCUUCUCGGUGCUCACUGCGGCGUACGCCUUCGUGCCCGGCGGGCAAGUCUUCCGCGAGCACAGCGGCGCGAUGAUGAUCGGGCAGCUCGUGCUCCUGGCUGCCGGCUUGCUGCGCGCUCGCAGCUCGCCAGGCGCCCAUCGCCUGCGUGCCGGCUUCUCCAAGCACAGCGCCCGCCUCGCCAGCCUGUCGGCGCCGAUCGUCGUGUUCAUGACGCUGGCAGCACGCGCCGUCGCCUCGCUUCGCGGCGUGCCCGAGACGUCCAUCGUGCCGUACCACGCACCUGACCGGCUCUUCACUGCCGGUAUCUGGACGGUGCACUUCGGCCUGGACCAGAGCAUGUACGACUCGUCGCGGCGCAUGUCAAACCUGCUCAAGGACAUGGAGGUCGAUGUGUUCGGCCUGCUCGAGACGGACCUGCACCGCUCUGGUGCGUCUUGUCGAAGGGCUCGAAGCCUCCUUGCCGCUGACGCGCAGCCCCUAGUGUUCGGCAAUCGCGACCUGACACAGCACCUUGCCGAGUCGCUUGGCAUGUACGCCGACAUCGGCCCGGGCCCGGACAAGCACACGUGGGGUUGUGUGCUGCUCUCCAAGUUCCCGAUCGUCAACUCGACGCACUACCUGCUGCCUUCGCCGCACGGAGAGCUCGCACCGGCCAUCCAUGCGGUGCUCGACAUCUACGGAGUGCACACUCACGUCGUCGUCAGCCACAACGGCCAGGAGGAGGACCCGCUCGACCGCGAGCUGCAGAGCACCGAGAUCGCGCGCAUUCUGCGCGACGCCUACCCUGCGCCGGCGAUACUGCUGGCGUACGUCGUGACGCAUCCGCACGCCGAGCGGCCGGCGCCGUACAAGAUCAUCUUCGAGGACGGCAAGAUCCACGACGUGCACGCCGGCGACGACGGCCGCUGGUGCCAGUACCUGGGCUUCCGCGGCCUCGAGCGUGUGGGCUAUGUCCGCGUGUCGCGCUACACUGUGACGGACACCGAGCUUCAAACGAUGAAGCUUGUUGUGCCGCCGAUCGGCGCCCUGCUCAAUCCGGACGUCGACAGCCGCCCGCACAUUGUCGGCGACGAGCACAUCCCAGCGACGUGGCGCUACCCGGCCAAGUUCAUCGACCCGCCGGCGAUGGUGUACAACAAGCACAAGUACUCGCCGUGGUACUACCCGCUCGCAUUUGUGCCGCAGCCGCCGGCCUGAGAUGCAGCGUGCUCAAUGCUAUCGAACGCCCUCA
Molecule: messenger RNA, 3262 nt
Organism: Tilletiopsis washingtonensis
Lineage: Eukaryota; Fungi; Basidiomycota; Exobasidiomycetes; Entylomatales
Exons: 15
Coding region: 37-3228 (1063 amino acids)
Biological process (GO): fungal-type cell wall organization; GPI anchor biosynthetic process
Cellular component (GO): endoplasmic reticulum
Source: RefSeq, a predicted model, not a curated record